Fusarium odoratissimum NRRL 54006 is the source of this 2530-nucleotide messenger RNA. RefSeq lists its product as uncharacterized. The transcript has a single exon. Lineage: Eukaryota; Fungi; Ascomycota; Sordariomycetes; Hypocreales; Nectriaceae. Bases 687 to 1607 code for a protein of 306 amino acids. Gene Ontology annotation, molecular function: protein binding. The record is from RefSeq and is a predicted model, not a curated record.
GACAAGCUAAAAAGAGGCUGCGAGGCAGAAAAGAAAAAGUACAGAGCAAAGAAGCACACAAGCUUCGGCUGUGCCUCAGACAAACUAGCCAGACCAGAAUUAGCUUAUCAUGGUUUUUUCCCGGAACUCUAUGUCCCUAGGGUGCCAGUUAACCCCUGGACGGACAAGGACAGAACUCGAAUUGGUUAAUUCUGGUCCCGGGACCCAUCACACCACCCCCCCAAAAUCAAGCAACGGCAUCCACCGACCUUCGGACUCCGACCGGCUCUUGGAAGACCUGCCCGGCCUUGUCGUCUAUCCAUCGUCAACGUUUUUAUAACCGGUCUACGUCGCCACUCCUUUCACAUUUGCCUUUGCCUGGCUCUUUAAAUACAGAACUUCAACUUACGCACCCUUCAACUGCUCAUGAACGUGUUAGUGAGGCUCUCACUUCACCGAUAUACAUACAACCGACACCGGUACAACAUCGUCAACGCAACAUAGGAGACAACUUCCUGGAGUGGAUCACUUCCCCUCCCAGUUCACCGCGUCUCCUACGAUAUUACAUCACAAACAACUGUGAAUAUCUUCAAAAAAAAAAAAAAAAAAAAGUACUGCCAUCAGCAACGCCGCUCCUGGGUUUUGACCUCAGCCGCAUUUAGCAUUUACCCAACGGAAAUAUACAGCACCAUUUUUGCCAACCAACCAUGGUUCAAUUAUUGGCUGAUCCCGCAUUCUCGCCCGCUGGAACACCAACACACGAGGGCACUAAUGGGCCUCUCAUGAAGCGUCCUGGCCUUGGCAGGACUGACUCUUCGACGCCAAUGACCAGGGAAGAACAUGCCAAACGAAUGCAGGAGCUCAACAAGAAGAGAGGAUUGAUGAGGGCACCCAGAAGAGGUUGGUCAAUGACUGACUACCAAGGCGACCAUGUUGCCGGGUCGCAUUCGGGUGCUUCUCACAUUGAGCGACAAGCACCCAUUCCCGAAAAUGAGUCGCCUCCUCCAUCCACGCCUUACCAGCACUCAACUCCCGAAGUACCAGCCGAGGAUAAAGCGGCCCAACUUCCUCAUCGACCGAAGUUGCCUCCUCCUCGUCGCUCAUACUCUGUAAUGGAUUAUGAACCAGUUCCUCAGACACAACCACAGCCCCCCAAGGAUCACACACUGCUAGAUCUUCCUUCUGAGCUUCAUUACACCAUAUUCGAUCACCUUGAUCCCAUUGACAGCGUUUGCUUCGGCCUCACAAACUCCAACUUCUACGAAAUUCACCGACGACUUCACGGCACAGUUCCUCUUUCCAGCCGCUACUCUGGACCAAACGACAUGGAGUGGGCUUGGCGAGGAGCUGGCCCACUUGUCCAUCGACAUGAGCGAAACCCUGAAAAGGAGGAUCCUAUGGGGCAGAUGCGUGUCAAGGGCCAGGUGUACUGCAGAAAGUGUGGCAUUUCGCGAUGUGAGCUGCAUCGUCACCUCAAAGACUGGAUGGGUGACGGUUAUGAGUACUGCUCCAUCAAGGAGAUUUUUGGCAAGCCCGCAGGAGAGGAUGCAAAGCCAUACUGCUACAUGAAGUCGCCGAAAAACCCGCACCGAUGUGGACGCCACGGAGGAAAGCAGGGUACAUCAUAAUGAACCUAGACGACAGAAAAUUAAGAUAAACGAUAUGAUACAACAACUCACCCCCAUGGGGGUAUGACGAGACGAAAGCAAAGACCAAGCAAGACAAAGACCUGGAUCUGCUUAAUUUUUUGGGACACCUAUAGGAGCGUUACUGUUUAAAGAACUUUUGAUUUCAGGGUUAUUCUCUCUUGAGAAGUGGGCAUUUUGGAUAAUGGAUGCUGCGUUUUAGUCAGAUCAUGGACAGCAAACAUCAGGAGGGGUGCGCACCAAAAAGGAAAGUGCGGAAAAGAGCUUUCUCAUAUCAUAACAUGACGCAAUGAAAACAUUUCUGAUAUCAUGAGCGUGUCUUAUCGUUACUCCGAGGUCGAUGAGACCGUGUUGCCUUAUUUACACAGAUAUCUGGAAAUACUGUGGAGCAGGAACACUGCUAGAUAUCGAUCUACGGUAAUAAUUACCCCUGUAGUUAACUUCAGACGUCAUGGACCACUGUUCUCGACAUACACACUUCGUCAUUGAACUACUGGAGCUUACAUCUGAUAAUCCAAUUAGUAUGAUGGAAUAGAUCGAGAACAUCUAGGCGAAGGGAAUGCCAUUCAAGCUGUUACUAGUAAUACUGCCUGUGGGCUUGCUAUUGUCAGGAUCAGGGCAAAAGGGAAAAUAGACACCACGACACUCAGAUUUAUCAACUUUACAAUGUCACAAGCAAGGUCAACUUUGUAAUGCUUUUGUUUUUAUACACCUGUCAGCUUACUUCCAAUAAUUCUUUCAAAGUCGUUGUGUGCACAAGGAGCUAUUGAUAUGAAUCUGUUUCCGCCAUAUCUCUUUGUCUAACAGUUGUGAACCUGAUCUUUGCUCCUCUGGCCUGCUCUACUCUAAUCUGACAGAUCAUGCAACAAUGCGCCGACCCAAUACCCAAAAAAAAAAAAAAAAAA